UCUAAUAACAACCCAUAUCAACUUAUCAAAAUCAAACCUCCGGACAACAACAAAAAAAAUGGCACUCUAUCUUCUUCUCCUCACCUUCGCCAUCACCAUCCUUAUCGUUAUCACCGCUUCCCGAUUCCUCUCCACCGCUGCAGCUUCCAAACACCGGCUGCCGCCAGGCCCAAAGCCAUGGCCGAUUAUAGGCAACAUCCCUCACCUCGGCAAGCAAAUUCACGUCUCCCUCCAACGCUUCUCCCAGCUCCACGGCCCUCUCAUCUCCCUCCGCCUCGGCUCCCAGCUCCUCAUCGUCGCCUCCUCCCCAGCCGCCGCCGCAGAAAUCUUGAGAACCCACGACCGCCUCCUCUCCGCCAGAUACGUCACCACCAUCGUGCCUUACGACAUCGCGGAGCUCGACCGUAAGGCGAUCGUUUGGUCUUCCAACUGCAACAACGAGCGGUGGAAGGCCUUCCGAUCAAUGUUCAGGAACCAAAUAUUCUCCGCGAGGGCGAUCGAAUCUCAGGCCUCCGUCAGGGAGAGGAAGGUCGCCCAGAUGGUGGAAUAUCUUGAUGGAAAAUUAGGGGAGCCGGUUCGUAUCGGCGAAGUGGUUUUCGCUACCAUCUUCGACUCGCUGUCCAAUCUCAUGUUCUCGCGAGAUUGCAUCGGGUUCGAAAGUAACAGCGAGACUGCGAAACGAUUGAAGUCGCUGAUUUGGAGGAUGAUGGAACUGGGGACUAAAACUAAUCUCGCCGAAUUUUUUCCAGUUCUGAGGAAAUUGGAUCCUCAGGGGCUGAGACGCGAGAUGUUUCGUUGUUGCAAUGAGCUCUACUCUGUUUGGCAGCCUUAUGUCACAGAGAGGAGGGAGCGAGGGCGAGAGCGAUUUGGUGUUGAAGAUUUUUUGGAUGUUUUCCUAGAAAAUGGACUUGAUGAUGACCAGAUUGACUGGUUGACUCUCCAGGAAUUGUUCUCCGCUGGUACGGAUACUAGCGUGGCGACAAUAGAAUGGGCGAUGGCAGAGCUAAUGCGAAACAGGCGAGCGAUGGACAAGCUGCGGGAGGAGCUCAAGGCAGAAUUGUCACAAUCGCUCGAGGGAAAACCACUAAUCGACGAAUCUGAAGUAUCUCGACUUCCGUAUUUGAGCGCAAUUGUAAAGGAGACGCUGAGGCUACACCCUCCGGCGCCACUGUUGCUGCCGCAUCGAGCGCAAGAGACUUGCGAGGUGAUGAACUAUGUGGUCCCUAAAGGGGCUCAGGUUUUGGUCAACGUGUGGGCUAUUUCUAGGGAUCCGACGGUAUGGGAGGACCCGAUGUCGUUUAAGCCGGAGAGGUUCAUUGGAUCGCAGGUGGAUUUCAGAGGACAAGAUUUUAAGUUGCUUCCAUUCAGCGCUGGGAGGAGGAUGUGUCCCGGAGUGUCAUUAGCCACCCGACAAAUUCCUUUGGUUUUGACUGCUUUGGUUCGGAGCUUCGAUUGGUGCCUUUCCGAUGGAGAGGAUGAGACGGAGUUGGAUAUGAGUGAGAAGUUUGGGACCACGUUGGAGAAGGAACGACCUCUGCUUCUUGUUCCCAGCCAGAGUUCGUUAUGACGUCUUCCAUGUUUGUUUC
Linum tenue is the source of this 1586-nucleotide messenger RNA. NCBI's taxonomy places the organism in Eukaryota, Viridiplantae, Streptophyta, Magnoliopsida, Malpighiales, Linaceae. The record is from the annotation of a GenBank genome assembly.